UCUAUCUCUCCCUCUCUUCUCUUUCCUAUCACUCUCUCCCAGUGUUUGGUUUUUCAGUCACUGUCUUAUCCAUAGAUAUAACUAAUAGUAAAAAUACUAUUAAUUUUUUUUGUCUCAUUUUUGUGUUGUUUUUUUUCUUCUCUCGCUUUCGGUUUUCUGGCCAUAAAUGAGCGGAUGUUUUGCUGCUCUCGUGAUAAUCGGUUUUCUUCAUCAAUGAGUUUAUGAUUUUGUGAUGAAAAUCAAGUGAACGAAGCGUUCAAUUGAAUGCAUAACUCAUGUCAUGUUUCAGUAGUAUUGAAGCCUUCAAUCACUUCACAAACUUUUCACUCAUGUAUUCAAUGAUAUUGUUUUGAAACAUAAAAUAAACUGAUAUUUCAUUUUCACAAUCGAUUCCUUAAUUUUAUUCUUCUUCUCUUCCUCUGCCAUCAAAACCGAGUCUUUUGUUUUGUUUUUGUCGUUAGAUUUGCUUUUUUGUUGUUAUAUAUAAUGUCCUCUUCUUUAGUCUACUAUGAGAUCCUAUUUAUACUUAUUUUCGUACUUUUGAACAACAAUUUUGCAUUCAAUCAAUACUUUGCAAUGCAUUCACAUAACGAUCGCAUCCGAAGGGCAGCCACUGCUAGGGCUGAACGGCUCUGGGAUUAUGGGGUCAUUCCCUACGAGAUUGAGGCCAACUUCAGCGGCGAUCACAGGGCGCUCUUCAAGCAGGCUAUGCGCCACUGGGAGAACCACACGUGUGUCAAGUUUGUCGAAAGGAGCCUAGAUCAUCCCAACUAUAUCGUUUUCACCGAACGACCAUGCGGGUGCUGUUCAUUUGUGGGAAAGCGCGGUAACGGUCCUCAGGCCAUAUCGAUCGGCAAAAACUGUGAUAAAUUCGGAAUUGUUGUCCACGAGUUGGGACAUGUGGUGGGCUUCUGGCACGAACACACCCGACCCGACAGGGAUGACAACGUCCAGAUCGUCACCAAAAAUAUCAUGUCUGGUCAAGAAUACAACUUCAAUAAACUGACUGAAGAAGAGGUGAACUCAUUGGGUCUGAACUACGACUUCGACAGUAUUAUGCAUUACGCGAGGAAUACAUUCUCGAAGAGCACUUAUUUGGACACAAUUUUGCCACAACACGACCCGACGCUUAACGUGCGGCCAGAGAUCGGUCAGAGAGUACGGCUUAGCAAAGGAGACAUCGCGCAGACAAAGAUGCUAUACAGGUGUCCGAGUGAGUGA
Molecule: messenger RNA, 1221 nt
Organism: Medioppia subpectinata
Lineage: Eukaryota; Metazoa; Arthropoda; Arachnida; Sarcoptiformes; Oppiidae
Source: the annotation of a GenBank genome assembly